GCUGAUUUAUGUUAACAUGAAUAACUGUUUAUAGUAUGACUGUCUUUUUAAUUAUUACUAUAUAAUAUGGAUACUAUUUAGCUACAGUCGUGUUUCAGGCAAUUCUUGUGUAUAUUUUCAAUAAAAUAAUACAGUUUAUGUCUAAGAUGGGGUUCAUUUGCUAUGGCAAACAGCAUAUAGAAUUAUUGUUAAUAGAUUAAUAUGUGAAUAAUACAUUUUGAUCUAUCUAUCUAUCUAUUUAUCUAUCUAUCUAUCUAUCUAUCUGUGCUGUUACUUAGUCAUUACAAAUGCUGAUUGAUGUUAAAAUAAAUAACUGUUUAUGUAACAGUAUGACUAUAUUUUGAUUAUUACUAUAUAAUAUACACUGUGUUUUGCUGUGCACAGGAGAUAAUGAAGAAGACAACCAACUUCUUUCCCGGAAAGACUAUGGUGUCUUUCAGGAAGGGUCCAUCAGGUCAUCUGCGGCAGGAUCCCUCUGACGAGGCCAUGCGGAUCAAAAAGAACCCUUCUCUUGAGGACAAGUCUCCCCCUCAGAGACAUGACCUUGUGAAGACCAAUGCUCUCACUGUGGUCUUUGAGCGGGGAGGGGAUGUGUCUGACCGACUGGAGGUGAUGGGGGAGUAUGUGCUGCAGUUUGGAAAGUACAAGGGUAAAUUGUUUAGGUGGCUCCUGGAAAAUGAUGUUGGCUACACCAUCUACCUGAUGAAAAAGGUAGAGGAGGAGGAGAGAGAUGGGACCUUCAACCCUCAGGGACACAACAAGGACAGCCUGCUGUCAUUUCUGGACUAUGCCAGGAGCUUCCAGGAAAUUAGGGACCUCAGGGAGUAUCUAGCUUCCAGGCUGCCUGCGCCACCAGUGGCAUCAGAGGGUGACAAUACUGUCGGCUUUGGAGCCAGGGCAAAGGACACCUGGAGGCAGAUCUGGGAGAGCAGGGCAGACGGAUAUGCUGCCUUCAUCGUAGGAGUAAAGUGCAUCAAAAACAGCAAGAUGUACAACCUGCAGCAGUACAUCCUCAAGCAGCAGAGGGCUGAGUCUGGGGAGUCCUGUCCACCACCUGCAGGGGUCUCCACUACAUCAGCUGCCCCUACACCGCCUACAUCUAGCAUUGUAGCGAUGGAGGAAGACGAGGAGUUGGAGAGGGGAUGCUGA
Molecule: messenger RNA, 1149 nt
Organism: Perca flavescens (yellow perch)
Lineage: Eukaryota; Metazoa; Chordata; Actinopteri; Perciformes; Percidae
Exons: 2
Coding region: 391-1149 (252 amino acids)
Source: RefSeq, a predicted model, not a curated record